Molecule: messenger RNA, 1005 nt
Organism: Carlito syrichta (Philippine tarsier)
Lineage: Eukaryota; Metazoa; Chordata; Mammalia; Primates; Tarsiidae
Product: signal recognition particle subunit SRP68
Exons: 8
Coding region: 28-1005 (325 amino acids)
Biological process (GO): SRP-dependent cotranslational protein targeting to membrane
Cellular component (GO): signal recognition particle, endoplasmic reticulum targeting
Molecular function (GO): 7S RNA binding; signal recognition particle binding; endoplasmic reticulum signal sequence receptor activity
Source: RefSeq, a predicted model, not a curated record
CGUCCUGCUCUGCGGCGCUGGGGCAAGAUGGCUGCUGAGAAGCAGGUUCCUGGUGGCGGCGGCGGCAGCGGCGGCAGCGGCGGUAGCGGCGGCGGACGCGGUGCCGGAGGAGACGAAAAUAAAGAAAACGAACGCCCUUCAGCCGGAUCGAAGGCAAACAAAGAACUUGGGGAUAGCCUGAGUUUGGAGAUUCUUCAGAUUAUUAAGGAAUCUCAGCAACAGCAUGGUUUACGGCAUGGAGAUUUUCAGAGGUACAGGGGCUACUGUUCUCGCAGACAAAGACGUCUUCGAAAAACACUUAACUUCAAGAUGGGGAACAGACACAAAUUCACAGGGAAAAAAGUGACUGAAGAUCUUCUGACUGAUAAUAGGUAUUUGCUUCUGGUUCUGAUGGAUGCCGAAAGAGCCUGGAGCUAUGCCAUGCAGCUCAAACAAGAAGCCAAUACUGAACCCCGAAAACGGUUUCACUUGUUAUCUCGCCUACGCAAAGCUGUAAAGCAUGCAGAGGAAUUGGAACGCUUGUGUGAGAGCAAUCGCGUGGAUGCCAAGACCAAGUUAGAGGCUCAGGCUUAUACAGCUUACCUCUCAGGAAUGCUUCGUUUUGAGCAUCAAGAAUGGAAAGCUGCAAUUGAGGCUUUUAACAAAUGCAAAACUAUCUACGAGAAGCUAGCCAGUGCUUUCACAGAAGAGCAGGCUGUGCUGUAUAACCAGCGUGUGGAGGAGAUCUCGCCCAACAUCCGCUACUGUGCAUAUAAUAUUGGGGACCAGUCAGCUAUCAAUGAACUCAUGCAGAUGAGAUUGAGGUCUGGGGGCACUGAGGGUCUUCUGGCUGAAAAAUUGGAGGCUUUGAUCACUCAGACUCGAGCCAAACAGGCGGCUACCAUGAGUGAAGUGGAGUGGAGAGGGAGAACAGUUCCAGUGAAGAUCGAUAAAGUGCGGAUCUUCCUGUUGGGAUUAGCUGAUAACGAAGCAGCCAUUGCCCAGGUAAGGAGGAAGUAUCUGUGA